Scleropages formosus (Asian bonytongue) is the source of this 2238-nucleotide messenger RNA. It is a transcript of the gene phb2b, whose product is annotated as prohibitin 2b. The record is from RefSeq and is a predicted model, not a curated record. The transcript is spliced from 10 exons. Gene Ontology annotation, cellular component: mitochondrion; membrane. Lineage: Eukaryota; Metazoa; Chordata; Actinopteri; Osteoglossiformes; Osteoglossidae. Gene Ontology annotation, biological process: mitochondrion organization. Bases 77 to 994 code for a protein of 305 amino acids.
UACAGGAAAUACCGUUAAAUGACCUUGGUCCUCGAACGUCUGCGUGUGUGCGUAAGUGACUGCGAGGAGCGGCAGCAUGGCGAAUAAAGAACCAAGUAGGCUAAUGCAGCACCUGAAGGACCUGGCUGGCAGGAUGUCCUCCGGCCCAAGGGGGGCGGGUCUCGGCCUCAAGCUGCUCGUUGGAGCCGGAGCUUUGGCUUAUGGAAUCAAAGAGGCUACAUACACAGUGGAAGGUGGACAGAGAGCCAUCAUCUUCAACAGGAUCGGCGGGAUGCAGAUGGACACCGUGCUUUCAGAAGGACUUCAUUUCAGGAUACCUUGGUUCCAGUACCCUAUCAUUUAUGAUAUCAGGGCCAAACCCAGGAAGAUUUCUUCGCUGACUGGAAGCAAAGACCUCCAGAUGGUAAACAUUGCCCUGCGCGUCCUCUCUCGGCCCGUGGCCUCCAACUUGCCGGUGCUCUACCAGCAGCUGGGCAAGGACUACGACGAGCGCGUGCUCCCCUCCAUCGUCAAUGAGGUGCUCAAGAGCGUCGUGGCCAAAUUCAACGCCUCGCAGCUCAUCACGCAGAGAGCCCAGGUGUCCUUGCUCAUUCGCCGGGAACUCUAUGAGCGAGCCAAGGACUUCAACAUCAUCCUGGAUGAUGUGGCCAUCACAGAGCUGAGUUUCAGCAAGGAGUACACAGCCGCCGUGGAGGCCAAGCAAGUCGCCCAGCAGGAGGCACAGCGAGCCCAGUUCUAUGUGGAGAAAGCCAAGCAGGACCAGAGGCAGAAGAUCAUCCAGGCCGAAGGAGAAGCUCAGGCUGCAAAAAUGCUGGGUGAGGCCGUGUCAAAGAACCCCGGGUACCUGAAGCUCAGGAGAAUCCGAGCAGCUCAGAACAUCGCCAAGACGGUGGCGGCAUCGCAGAACAGAGUGUACCUAAGCGCGGACAACCUGGUGCUGAAUCUGCAGGAUGACUCCUUUGACAAGUUGUCUCUGGGGGACAAGAAGAAGUAAACCAUUCCCAAACGGGGAGAGGCGUUCCAUACUCUGGUUUCCCAUCUCUGCAAUGACGUUUCCAUCCAGGAAGUGUCUCCGUCGUCAGUGUCUCCACAUUGUCGUCCAUUUCUGCUCUAAGUGGCUCUGUAAGAUUGUCUAAGUUUUGCGGCUCAGUAAAGACUCAAACGUAUCCGACAGCUCAGCUGAACCGCCACUGUAGUCCUUUGAUUUGAUGUUCAGGAACCAUGGAAACGAUCUGUUGUGUGUGUGAAAUAAUAACUGUUGAGAUGUUGAAGGAGGUGAUGCUUUUCGCACCUGGCAGGUCAGCGAGUAAAAUUCUUCUCACGAUACUAAUAAGUGCACAUUCUGACAGCCGCCUCGCCUCUCGAGCACAGUUUGUUUUGUCAAAGCUCCUUCACUGGGAUGAUCUCAAUAUAAUUUGCCAUUUUAGGAGAAAAAUGUUUCUCGGCAUGAUUGUGCCUCGUUUUGUGGGGGAUGGGGGUGUCGUGACUCACGGAUCCUUGGCGCCCGGCCGACUUCUUGGAGGAGAGGGGCAGCAGGAGGUGCUUUGAUAGACGAGAUGCCGUCAAAGGAAAACCACCCGGAAGGUUCCUCCUGCUUGUGAAGUCGUUCAUGUCCAGUGAUUUUACAUUUGUUGGUGAAAUACUGUAAAAUCACGGUAUAUUUACGUACUUGUACGAUCCUGAUUGGUCCUCCAGCGUGAGGUUUUCCUGUCGUCGCGUUCAUGGUGGUGGUCCCGGGUGUCCGCUGACAAUGAGAUGAGUCCAGUUGUUGAAGAGCAGCAUCAAGGCACAGAGCCCCAUGAACGCUGAGUGUGAAAAGAGUCCAUCUAGUUUACCUUGUUUAUUCUUGGGCUUGUGGCUCAUACAUAGAGGGACACACACACCUUUUGCCUCUUCUCAGUCCAUCGGUGUAGAACACUUCUUCCCUGGUAAUGGAGCCCCGAUUCACCUGCCCUGAGCUGGUUCAACCAUGGGUUCGAAUCCACCUCAGUCUGUAGUGUGUGGCGUUUGUAUGUCAUCCCAGGUGUUUUCACCAGGUGCUUUGCUUUCCGCCCACAUUCCAGAGACGUGUUUUGGGUGCGGUGGUGACUCUGAAUUGCCCUUUGUGUGUGUCUGAUUGCCCUGUGAUGGACUGGCAUCCCAUCCAACGGGUGUCUUGCCCCACGCCCUGUGUUUCUGAGAUGGACCCUGGACCACCGUGAGUUACCUGACCUACACUUGCUGAUAAGAAAAAAUAAA